Molecule: messenger RNA, 405 nt
Organism: Penicillium crustosum
Lineage: Eukaryota; Fungi; Ascomycota; Eurotiomycetes; Eurotiales; Aspergillaceae
Product: CAP-Gly domain-containing protein
Exons: 1
Coding region: 1-405 (134 amino acids)
Source: RefSeq, a predicted model, not a curated record
AUGGCGCACCCCGAUGAUGUACAGGUCGGUGACGUGGUGAAUGUCCCCGGUGGCAUGCAUGGGACAGUCAAAUAUUUGGGAUCGGUAGCGGGGAAGGCCGGACGAUUCGCAGGUGUUGAACUGAGCUCCGAACAUGCGCAACGAGGCAAAAACAGUGGCGAUGUCGAUGGCCGGAAGUACUUUACAACCUCAAUCCCGGGUUCUGGCAUAUUCGUUCCCAUGAACAACAGCAAAUAUGUCACAAGGCGAUCCUCGAAUAUAUCUACCCCAACCACUCCUGCACGUGGGGGACCCGUCAACUUCAGCAAAUCUGUCGGUGCAGCUCUUGCUACCCCCGCCCUCGAGUCCGAAGACCCUCGCUCCCUCGACCCGAAUCCCCGCGCGUGCCCCCUCCUCCGAAACUAA